AUGAAACCCUCUCAAAUAGGAGAGCAAACCUUCAGCAACCUGCAGGAAUUUGACCUGAGGAAAUACCAGGCCUCAGAGACAGCUCUCCUGGGUCUGCUGCCGGUGGUCAAAGCCUCCACCAAAGCCCUAGCUGUUUACUUCCUGGUUGCACCUCGAGAGGAAGAUGGCUGCCAGAAAGCUUCCAAACAAAAGAUUAACUUUAAGUGA
Molecule: messenger RNA, 207 nt
Organism: Knipowitschia caucasica
Lineage: Eukaryota; Metazoa; Chordata; Actinopteri; Gobiiformes; Gobiidae
Source: the annotation of a GenBank genome assembly